Messenger RNA from Fusarium keratoplasticum, 942 nucleotides. RefSeq lists its product as uncharacterized. The coding region runs from base 1 to 942 and encodes 313 amino acids. The record is from RefSeq and is a predicted model, not a curated record. NCBI's taxonomy places the organism in Eukaryota, Fungi, Ascomycota, Sordariomycetes, Hypocreales, Nectriaceae. Gene Ontology annotation, molecular function: hydrolase activity. The transcript has a single exon.
AUGAGCACAUCAACCCCACCUUCGCCGCCACUCUCCAUAGUCAAGAGGCUGACCAACGUCUCGUGCGGUGCUGACCCUCGAAUGCCCGCUGGCGCUUGGGACUCACAUCUUCACAUCAUGGAUCCAGUGCGCUACCCUCCAGUUGAAAACAUUCCCUACAAACCAGCCGUUUAUAAUCUCUGGGGCAAUGCCAUCUUCGAGAACAGCAUUGGCUGCGAUCAUGUCUUUUUUGUCCAGACGGCAACGCACGGUUAUGAUCUGACAUUGAUGUUGGAUUCCAUGCGUGCCGUAGGAAAUGAACGAGCAUUGGGACUUGCGUUGUUCGACCCAAAUACCACCUCACAUGAGCACAUUCGUAGGUGGAACUACGAGGGUGUUCGCGCCGUGCGUGUCAAUCUCGUGACUUAUGGUGAUGACACGCCGAUCGAUGAGCUGAGGGAUCAGAUUGAAAAGUACGUCGAGCUUAUCAAGCCUUUUGACUGGGUUCUUCAGCUGUACACCAAGAUGGAGCGCAUCAUCGAGCUCGAAGACUUUCUGCCCAGUCUAGGCGUGCGUGUCGUCUUCGACCACUAUGGCGAUCCUGUUCUGCCGAAAUCAUCUGACCCCAUCAACCCUUACGACAUCAAAGGGUUCGAAUCUCUGGUGCGACUCUUGAAAAUAGGAACGACAUGGGUAAAGAUCUCUGGCGCGUAUCGUCUCAGUCACGUUGACUCGGACAUCUGGGAGGAUCUUGACCCUGUGACUCUAGAACUUUUUGAGCAAGCGCCUAAGCGAGUGGUAUUCGGGUCUGACUGGCCCCAUACUCGGUUCGAAGGGCUGGAUGUUAGGCCUUGGGUGUCUCAUCUGCUAGAUCUGACUGAGGGAAAGCAAUGGCUGAGAGAGAGACUCUUCAGGGAUAAUGCCUUGGAACUUUGGGGAGUGAACAAGACCAAGUCCGCUUGA